CAAUUUCUAUAUAAAUAAUAUGCUUUUAAUGGUAGAUUUCAUUUAUAUUAUUUUUUUGGUCACUACUAUGUUUAUACGUGUUUAUACAUACACGACGUUCUCAUAAACACAUCUAUAUAUAGUAUAUAUAUAUAUCGGCUUCUUUCGGUUAUCCGACACACCCACACGUAACAUUUCGUUGUGUGCGAGGCGUGCUGAGCUUGAGAGAAGGGGUAGAAAUGUUCUACGAUCUGACUUCACUACUGUAUAUACAUCAUUCGAUGUUUACAAAGAUGGCGCUAAUCAUAUAAAAUCAAAGUUUGCUUGCUUGCGUGCGUGUGCGUGUGCGCGUGCAUGUGUGCGUGCAUUUAAGUGUGUUUAUAGGUUCGCCGUGUAAUGUUGUUUUUUUCAUGUGUACAUUGAUCCUCGAUAGAAAUUUUAUGUAAGGAAAAUUUGAAUGUCAUGAAAAAAUUGUAAUUAGGUACGCCGAUGACGUUGUUGAUUUUCUUCAAAGUAUUUAUGUCGAUGCGUAUAAUAAGAAAAGUUUGGCGGCGAAUUCUUUGAUAUUAGAUUAUUGUUUAAAAGUUCAUAGAGAUAUAUCUUAUUAUAAUUCUUUACUCAUACAUAUUGUUAGUAAAAUUAAAAAAAACAAAAAUGGAUAUAAUUAUAAAAUUAAAUGAACAAACAGCAGGUAGAGAUAAAAUUAUCAGAUUGCUGCAAUAUGGAAGUAGAGCUUAUUGGUAUUACGCGCAAAAUAUAAACAGUACAAGACAGUCUUCUGAUGUUCUACGCAGCUUGGAAUAUACUUUUAGUUCUUUCAGAAAAUUACUUCGUCUUGGAAGAUGUUUGGAUAGCUUUUAUUUGGCUUUGUCAUCAAUGAGAUAUCCAGAUUUAAUAGUAAGAGUCACUUUGACUUUAUCCAAAAUUGCUAAUGCCUUGUUCCUUUUAGCGGAUCAUAUUAUUUGGUUAGGUCGUGUAGGAAUUUGCCGCGUUGACAUAGAAAAGUGGAGUAAAGUUGCUAAUAAAUAUUGGUUAAUGAAUAUUAUAUUAAAUUUAACGAGAGAUGUUUAUGAAAUUGUUAAAUUAUACGAACAAGAACAAUUCCAUUCGUGUAAAAAAAUUUCAACGACAUUUCAAUGUAAAUCGAUUGAUAAAUACAACAUUGCAUUGUCAUGUUUGAAAGAUCACAAAGACAUUGUUAUGGAUACACUUAAAAAUGGAUGCGAUCUAUUUAUCCCAUUGACAGCAUUAGGCUACACCAAGUUAACACCUGGAAUUGUAGGCAUCUGUGGAUUGGUCUCUUCUAUGCUAGGACUUUAUAUAUUAGUACAUCCUUUGUAUAAAUUAAAGCCAUCAUAACCAUACAUGUAUAUUAAUAUAUAAAAAAUGCCAAUGCAUUUAAUGUAAGUUGUAAAAUGUAUCAUAGUUAUAUUAUUUUUCAUGAUUUUAUUGAGCA
Polistes dominula (European paper wasp) is the source of this 1435-nucleotide messenger RNA. RefSeq names its product peroxisomal biogenesis factor 11ab (gene Pex11ab). Gene Ontology annotation, biological process: peroxisome fission. The record is from RefSeq and is a predicted model, not a curated record. Gene Ontology annotation, cellular component: peroxisomal membrane. Lineage: Eukaryota; Metazoa; Arthropoda; Insecta; Hymenoptera; Vespidae.